Molecule: messenger RNA, 795 nt
Organism: Fusarium keratoplasticum
Lineage: Eukaryota; Fungi; Ascomycota; Sordariomycetes; Hypocreales; Nectriaceae
Product: RWD domain-containing protein
Exons: 1
Coding region: 1-795 (264 amino acids)
Biological process (GO): regulation of translational initiation
Cellular component (GO): cytoplasm
Molecular function (GO): protein binding
Source: RefSeq, a predicted model, not a curated record
AUGUCCGAAGAACUCCAGGACGAGGUUGAAGCCAUCAACUCCAUCUACGGCGACGGCAGCCUCGUCCCUACCGAGAGCGACACCACCGUCUUCAUCCUCAACCUCCCCGGUGACGCCUCCUCCCUCCGCGUCCGCUUCCCGCAAGAGUACCCCUCCAAACCCCCCUCCGUCCUCGGCACGCAUCACAGCUCCGGCGGCGUGAGGGGUGCCGGCGCGAGGGACCUUAAACUCUUUCGUGAAGCUUUGGAGAGUGUGUUUCAAGAAGGUCUUGUGUGUUUAUUUGAUGCUGUUGAGGAGUUUACGAGGCGUUCUGAGGAGGAGGCUGAGGAAGAAGCACCGACUGCACCCUCACCACCACCAGAAGAGUAUGAGAUAGAAGAACCAUCUUUCCCGCCCCCGGAAUGGAUCCUCUCAGAACCCAUCACAGACUCCAAGUCAACAUUUAUAGCACACGUCGCGCGCGUCACGUCGCCGGACCAGGCGCGACACUACGUGCAGGUGCUCCUGGCAUCCGACAAGCGCAUCCGCGCCGCAACGCAUAACAUGACGGCGUGGCGCAUCAAGGGCCCCGGGGCAGCGAGCUUCCAGGACUGCGACGAUGAUGGCGAGGCCGCCGCGGGGGGCAGACUGUUGCAUCUCAUGCAGGUCAUGGAUGUCUGGGAUGCCAUGGUCGUGGUGACGAGGUGGUAUGGCGGCGUGUUGCUGGGACCUAAGAGGUUUGCCCUCAUCAACGCCGUUGCGAGGGAUGGCUUCGUGAAGGCUGGCUUGGUCGAGGAGAAGAAGAAGGGAAAGUAA